Anolis carolinensis (green anole) is the source of this 15022-nucleotide messenger RNA. RefSeq names its product teneurin transmembrane protein 1 (gene tenm1). Gene Ontology annotation, cellular component: membrane; neuron projection. NCBI's taxonomy places the organism in Eukaryota, Metazoa, Chordata, Lepidosauria, Squamata, Anolidae. The coding region runs from base 634 to 8952 and encodes 2772 amino acids. Gene Ontology annotation, molecular function: cell adhesion molecule binding; protein homodimerization activity; protein heterodimerization activity. The record is from RefSeq and is a predicted model, not a curated record. The transcript has 33 exons. Gene Ontology annotation, biological process: heterophilic cell-cell adhesion; signal transduction; neuron development.
CCCCUCCCUCAGGUGGUCCUUCCUCAGGUUCCUCAGGGCGAGCAAGGGAAGGGGCUCCUCCCUGUCGCUCUUCUCGCCCACCUUUUCCCCUUUUGGGGGGCUUGAGUGAGGACUCAAGACCCCCCAAAAGCCCUUGGCAACCUCCUCCCCCGUCUCUCAAUCCCAGCAGGUGAAGAAGGAGGAGGAGGAGGCAGAAGAAAGGCUUUGCCGCCGGGUAGCGCGCAUGUUCAGCUCUCUCUCUCUCCUUCCGCGCGUGGGCAUGCUCACUCCGAGCCGCAGGAGAGGGGCGAAGAGGCAGGCAGGGAGCCCACUCCCCUCCAAAAAACGAGGCACAAUAAGCCUCCAGGACAACAAGCCCCUCUGCUUCGCCUUGGAGGAGAAGCACCCGGGAGGAGGAGGAGGAGGAGGAGGAGGGAUGCGGAGGAGCGGCGGCAUCAGCCUCCUUCCUCCCAGGAGCAGCAGCAGCAGCAGCGUCCUUCCCUCUGCCUCAUCCGCUCUCCUCCGAGAUGUGGAUUUAUCCUGGGCAGCUGGGUGCCUCCAAGGCCACUGAAACUUCCCGCCGGCGAGGGAGGGCCAUUUCUGUAAGGAGCCUCAACUCACUGUUUUCAUGACUCUGGUCCUACUCACUCAGCAAUGGAGCAGAUGGACUGCAAACCCUACCAGCCGCUAUCAAAGGCCAAGCAUGAAAUGGACUUAGCUUAUACAAGCUCUUCCGAUGAAAGCGAAGAUGGGAGAAAGGCAAGACAAUCCUACGAAUCCAGAGAAACUCUUAACGAAUAUGGCCAAGAACUCAGACUGAAUUAUAACAGCCACAACAGAAAAAGAAAAGCUGUUGACGAAUCCACUCAAGAGAUGGAAUUUUGUGACACUCCACACAACCUGUGCAUUGGCUACCAGGGAGAGAUGCAUACUGUGUCCCAGCAUGGCUAUCCAAUAGAGAUGGGUUCGGACGUGGACACCGAGACAGAAGGCGGGAACUCCCCGGAUCAGGCCUUGCGGAUGUGGAUGUCCGGGAUGAAAUCGGAGCACAGUUCCUGCUUGUCGAGUCGUGCCAACUCCGCGCUGUCCCUCACAGAUACCGACCAUGAAAGAAAGUCAGAUGGAGAGAACGAUAUUCCAGGAAGCCCACGCAACCAGUUUACCUUUCGGCCGCUGCCACCGCCGCCACCACCGCCUCAUGCGUGUACCUGUAGCCGGAAGCCACUUUCAACCACCGACUCUCUCCAGGGCCGAUCCUUGACCACCCGCAGCCAACCAAGCCCCGCUGCUCCCCCUCCACCAUCCAGCACCCAGGACUCAGUGCAUCUCCAUAACAGCUGGGUCCUCAACAGUAAUAUCCCACUGGAGACCAGAAGUCAGUGGGGGAUUUGCUGGCCCUCGGCUGUGGAAAUGCCUUCCACCAGAAAUCAGGAGGACCAUGUCUCUUCCCUCGUGCCAAGCGAAAUGCACUUCCUAUUUAAACAUGGAUCUGGGUCGUCGGCUAUCUUCAGCGCUGCCAGCCAGAACUAUCCCUUAACUUCCAACACUGUUUAUUCUCCGCCUCCUCGACCGCUUCCUAGAAGUACUUUUUCUCGACCAGCGUUCUCUUUCAACAAACCCUACAGAUGUUGCAACUGGAAAUGUACUGCCUUGAGCGCAACCGCUAUCACAGUCACACUGGCAUUGCUACUGGCCUAUGUCAUUGCAGUACAUUUGUUUGGCUUAACAUGGCAGCUUCAGCCUGUUGAAGGGCAGCUUUAUGAAAAUGGACUCAGCAAGGGAAACAAGGGCACAGAGGCCCUGGACACAACCUACUCGCCGAUUGGAGGGAAGGUUUCCGAUAAAACAGAAAAGAAAGAAAUAGUGUUUCAGAAAGGACAGGCAAUAGACACCGGAGAAAUUGAAAUUGGAGACCAAGUGAUGCAAACAAUCCCCCCAGGCCUCUUCUGGCGUUUCCAGAUCAUGAUCCAUCAUCCGAUGUACCUGAAAUUUAAUGUUUCAUUGGCAAAGGACUCUCUGUUGGGGAUUUAUGGCAGACGCAACAUUCCUCCCACUCACACACAGUUUGAUUUUGUAAAACUGAUGGAUGGGAAGCAAUUAAUUAAGCAGGAGCCAAGACAUUCGGAGGAACCUCAGCAUGCCCCCAGGAAUCUGAUCUUGAUGUCCAUGCAAGAAACCGGAUUCAUAGAAUUUAUGGAUCAAGGGGCUUGGCACAUGGCUUUUUACAACGAUGGCAAGAAAAUGGAACAAGUGCUGAUGUUGACCACAGCCAUAGAAGUCAUGGAUGACUGUUCCACCAACUGCAAUGGAAAUGGAGAAUGUAUAUCUGGCCAUUGCCACUGUUUUCCAGGGUUCCUUGGUCCUGACUGUGCACGAGAUUCCUGUCCGGUGUUAUGUAGUGGGAAUGGGGAAUAUGAAAAGGGCCACUGCGUGUGCCGCAAUGGAUGGAAAGGGCCCGAAUGUGAUGUCCCAGAAGAGCAGUGUAUCGACCCCACUUGCUUCGGCCAUGGGACCUGCAUCAUGGGCAUCUGUAUUUGCGUCCCUGGUUAUAAAGGAGAGAUAUGUGAGGAAGAGGACUGCUUAGAUCCCAUGUGUUCUGGCCAUGGAGUCUGCGUUCAAGGGGAAUGCCACUGUUCCAUGGGAUGGGGUGGUGUCAACUGCGAAACAUCACUCCCUGUUUGCCAAGAACAGUGUUCGGGUCAUGGCACCUUCCUUUUGGAUUCUGGCGUGUGCAACUGCGACCCAAAGUGGACAGGUUCUGACUGCUCAACUGAGCUCUGCACCUUGGACUGUGGCAGCCACGGCGUCUGUGCCAGAGGAAUGUGCCAAUGUGAAGAAGGAUGGAUAGGCCCCACUUGUGAGGAGCGGACGUGUAAUUCCCACUGCGCCGAACAUGGGCAGUGCAAAGACGGCAAGUGUGAAUGCAGCCCUGGAUGGGAAGGCGAUCACUGCACCAUUGAUGGCUGCCCAGGUCUGUGUUAUGGUAAUGGAAGGUGCACCCUUGACCAGAAUGGAUGGCACUGUGUCUGCCAGGUGGGCUGGAGUGGAAUGGGAUGCAAUGUUGUCAUGGAGAUGAUGUGCGGAGACGGCACCGAUAACGAUGGAGAUGGCUUGACAGACUGCAUAGACCCGGACUGCUGUCAGCAAAGCACUUGCUAUGCAAGCCCUCUCUGCCAAGGUUCUCCUGAUCCCCUUGACCUCAUUCAGCAAAGCCAGCCUCCUUUCUCACAACACCCUCCAAGGCUCUUUUAUGACAGAAUCAAGUUCCUUAUUGGCAAAGAAAGCACUCAUGUAAUCCGGGGAGAUGUCUCGUUCGAGAGCAGGCGUGCUUGUGUUGUCCGAGGACAGGUAGUUGCGGUAGAUGGGACACCAUUGGUUGGGGUGAAUGUGAGCUUCCAGCACCACAGCGAUUAUGGUUACACUAUCAGCCGGCAAGAUGGAAGUUUUGACCUGGUGGCUAUUGGAGGCAUCUCGGUCACUCUGCUCUUUGACAGAUCUCCAUUUCUUUCUGUGAAAAGGACCCUUUGGUUGUCCUGGAAUAGGUUUAUUGUGGUAGACAAAGUAGUCAUGCAAAGAACAGAGGUGGAGUCACCCUCUUGUGACAUCGCAAACUUCAUCAGCCCAAAUCCGAUUGUCCUUCCUUUCCCUUUGACAUCGUUUGGAGGAUCGUGCCCAGAAAGGGGAACCAUCAUUCCAGAGCUACAGGUGGUCCAGGAAGAAAUCCCCAUCCCUUACAGCUUUGUGAAGCUGAGCUACUUGAGCAGCCGGACGUCAGGAUACAAGACCUUGUUGUGGAUUAUUCUAACCCAUUCCAUCAUUCCUCCGGGAAUGACAAAAGUGCACCUUACCGUCACCAUUGAAGGGCGGCUGGCUCAGAAAUCCUUCCCUGCUACCACUAACAUGGUCUACACCUUCGCCUGGAAUAAGACUGAUAUUUAUGGCCAAAAGGUGUCCGGUUUGGCAGAAGCAAUGGUGUCAGUGGGUUAUGAAUACGAGACCUGCCCUGAUUUUAUUCUUUGGGAAAAGAGGACUGUAACCCUGCAGGGAUUUGAGCUGGAUGCUUCCAAUCUGGGAGGCUGGUCCCUGGACAAACACCACAUUUUGAACACACAGAGUGGUAUUGUGCACAAAGGAAAUGGAGAAAAUAUCUUCAUCUCCCAGCAGCCACCGGUAAUCUCCACGGUCAUGGGCAACGGGCACCAGAGAAGUGUCUCUUGCGCCAGCUGCAAUGGCCCAUCCCACACCAGCAAACUCUUUGCGCCCGUCGCCAUGGCUUCUGGUACCGACGGCAGCAUAUAUAUCGGAGACUUCAAUUUUGUCCGGCGCCUCCUUCCUUCAGGAAAUUCUAUCAGCAUCCUGGAACUAAGGAACAGAGACACAAGACACAGCACAAGUCCAGCUCACAAGUACUACCUCGCUAUGGACCCAGUAUCUGAAUCCCUUUACUUGUCCGACACAAAUACCAGAAGGGUUUAUAAAGUGAAAUCUCUCAGCGAAACCAAGGACCUGGCUAAAAACUAUGAGGUUGUGGCCGGAACAGGAGACCAGUGCCUUCCGUUUGACCAGAGUCACUGCGGGGAUGGAGGACGAGCAUCGGAGGCUUCACUUCACAGCCCUCGAGGCAUCACCGUAGAUAAGCACGGCUUCAUUUACUUUGUGGAUGGUACCAUGAUUCGGAAGAUUGAUGGGAACGGCCUGAUCUCAACAUUAAUAGGCUCCAAUGGGCUCACAUCAACCCAACCGCUGAGCUGUGAUGCCGGGAUGGACAUCACCCAGGUCCGCCUAGAAUGGCCAACAGACCUUGCCGUCAACCCUCUGGACAAUUCGUUGUAUGUGCUGGACAAUAACAUCGUGCUACAAAUUUCUGAAAACAGGCGGGUGAGAAUUAUUGCCGGCCGCCCCAUCCACUGCCAGGUGCCUGGUAUCGAUCAUGUUUUGGUCAGCAAGGUGGCCAUCCAUUCCACCCUGGAGUCCGCCAGGGCCAUCAGCGUGUCUCACAGCGGCAUGCUGUACAUCGCGGAGACGGACGAGCGCAAGAUCAAUCGCAUCCAGCAGGUCACCACCAACGGCGAAAUCUCAAUCAUAGCCGGAGCGCCAACAGACUGUGACUGCAAAAUCGACCCCAAUUGUGACUGCUUCUCAGGUGAUGGUGGGUAUGCCAAAGAUGCAAAGCUGAAAGCUCCCUCUUCCCUUGCCGUGUCUCCGGACGGCACCUUGUACAUUGCUGACCUUGGUAACAUCCGUAUCCGUGCUGUCAGUCGGAAUAAGGCUCAUCUCAGCGACAUGAAUAUUUAUGAGAUUGCCUCCCCAGCAGACCAAGAACUAUAUCAGUUCACCAGCAACGGGACUCAUUUGCACACUCUCAACCUCAUCACGAGGGACUUUAUAUUCAACUUCACCUACAACGGGGAAGGCGAUCUCACCACCGUUACUAACAGCAAUGGGAACUCGGUCCACAUCCGCAGAGAUGCCAGUGGUUUGCCUCUCUGGCUGUUGGUGCCCAGUGGCCAGGUGUACUGGCUGACCAUAAGCAGCAAUGGGAUUCUCAAAAGAGUGUAUACCCAAGGCUACAACCUAGCCCUAAUGACCUAUCCUGGCACCACGGGUCUUCUGGCAACCAAAAGUAAUGAGUAUGGCUGGACAACGGUUUAUGAGUAUGACUCUGAUGGUCAUCUAACCAAUGCAACUUUCCCAACUGGUGAAGUCAGCAGCUUCCAUAGUGAUAUAGAAAAACUGAUGAUGGUGGAAAUGGACACAUCAAACAAGGAAAAUGUGGUCACAGCAACCAACUUUUCAGCUACCUCUACUAUUUACACCUUAAAGCAAGACAACACUCAGAAUAUCUAUCGGGUCAGUCCGGAUGGGUCGCUGAGGGUCACCUUCGCCAGCGGCAUGGAGAUUACUCUGAAUACGGAGCCGCACAUCCUGGCCGGCGUUUUCAACCCCACCUUAGGAAAAUGCAACAUCUCUCUACCUGGGGAACACAAUUCCAACCUUAUUGAGUGGAGACAAAGGAAGGAGCAGACCAAAGGCAGUAUCUCAGCAUUUGAAAGAAGGCUACGGGCCCACAACCGAAACCUGCUUUCCAUAGAUUUUGAUCACAUAACAAGAACGGGGAAGAUCUAUGACGACCAUCGCAAGUUCACUCUUCGGAUCCUGUAUGACCAAGCAGGCCGUCCAAUUCUUUGGUCUCCCAUCAAUAAAUACAAUGAGGUCAAUAUCACUUACUCGCAUUUGGGACUAGUGACCUAUAUCCAGAGAGGAACAUGGACUGAAAAGAUGGAGUACGAUCCCGGUGGGAAGAUUGUUUCCAGAACAUGGGCAGAUGGGAAAAUAUGGAGCUACACCUACUUAGAAAAGAGGCUGCUGCACCACAGAGAUGGGAGUAAACAUAUGAAGCUGAGUGCUGAGAGGAUGAAAAAAGAAGGCAGGCAUGCCGUUCUAAACCAGGGUCUGCCCAUGUCUGUAAUGCUUCUGCUGCACAGCCAACGCCGUUAUAUCUUUGAGUAUGACCAGUCGGACUAUCUCCUGUCUGUCACCAUGCCGAGUAUGGUGCGCCAUAGCUUUCAGACCAUGCUCUCCGUUGGGUACUAUCGCAAUCUGUAUUCUCCACCAGACAGCGGUGUGUCUUUCGUCCAGGAUUACACCAGGGAUGGACGGCUUCUGAGAACGCUCUACCCAGGAACGGGCCGCAGAGUCCUUUACAAAUACACCAAGCAGUCCAGACUGUCUGAGAUCCUGUAUGACACCACCCAAGUCUCCUUUACUUACGAAGAGUCCUCUGGGGUUAUCAAAACAAUCCACCUGAUGCACGACGGAUUUACUUGCACUAUCAGAUACAGGCAAACAGGUCCACUUAUUGGUCGCCAGAUUUUCAGAUUUAGUGAAGAAGGUCUUGUGAAUGCCAGAUUUGACUAUAGUUACAACAACUUCCGUGUGACCAGCAUGCAAGCCAUGAUAAACGAAACUCCGCUUCCCAUUGAUUUGUACCGCUAUGUGGACGUGUCUGGGAAAACAGAGCAGUUUGGGAAAUUCAGUGUAAUCAAUUAUGAUUUAAACCAAGUGAUAACCACCACUGUGAUGAAGCAUACCAAAAUUUUUAGUGCCAAUGGCCAAGUGAUUGAAGUGCAAUAUGAAAUCCUUAAAUCCAUAGCCUACUGGAUGACCAUUCAGUACGACAAUAUGGGCCGGAUGGUCAUUUGUGAUAUACGAGUUGGAGUAGAUGCCAAUAUAACAAGAUAUUUUUAUGAAUAUGAUGCUGAUGGUCAGCUUCAAACCGUCUCCGUGAAUGACAAAACCCAGUGGCGUUACAGCUAUGACCUCAAUGGAAACAUUAACUUACUUAGCCAUGGGAAUAGUGCAAGGCUUACUCCUCUCAGGUAUGACCUCAGAGAUCGUAUCACAAGACUUGGAGACAUUCAGUAUAAAAUGGAUGAAGAUGGCUUUCUGAAGCAAAGAGGAAAUGACAUCUUUGAAUACAGCUCUAAUGGUUUCCUGACCAAAGCAUACAACAGGAUUGCUGGGUGGACCGUCCAGUAUUACUACGAUGGGCUAGGGAGGCGGGUGGCCAGCAAGACAAGUUUGGGACAGCACCUCCAGUUCUUUUAUGCAGACCUCUCCAAUCCAGUAAGAGUAACACACUUAUACAAUCAUAGUAGUUCAGAAAUAACAUCACUAUAUUAUGACCUGCAGGGUCACUUGAUAGCUAUGGAGUUGAGCAGUGGAGAAGAAUAUUAUGUCGCCUGUGAUAACACUGGGACUCCCUUAGCUAUUUUCAGUAGUCGAGGUCAAGUGAUCAAAGAGAUUCUCUACACGCCUUAUGGGGAAAUCUAUCAGGACUCAAAUUCAGAUUUCGAGGUCAUUGUUGGCUUUCACGGAGGGCUGUACGACCCGCUGACGAAACUGGUGCACCUGGGGCAAAGGGAUUACGAUGUCAUUGCUGGCCGCUGGUCAACACCAAACCAUCACCUCUGGGAAGAACUGAAGAACGUCCCCAAGCCGUUCAAUCUGUAUGCAUUCAAAAACAACUACCCAGCGGGCAAGAUCCAAGAUGUGGCUAAAUAUACAACAGACAUCGGAAGUUGGCUUGAAUUGUUUGGGUUUCAACUCCAUAAUGUACUUCCUGGAUUCCCCAAACCAGAGGUGGAUGCUUUAGAAACAACAUACGAACUGGUGCAACUGCAAACAAAGACCCAGGAAUGGGAUCCAGGAAAGACUGUACUUGGCAUUCAGUGUGAACUACAAAAGCAACUCAAGAACUUUAUUUCCUUGGACCAGCUGCCCAUGACCCCCAAGUACAGUGACGGGAGAUGUGUGGAGCGAUCCAAACAACCCAGAUUUGCUGCCGUUCCCUCGGUAUUUGGGAAAGGCAUCAAAUUUGCCAUCAAGGAUGGCUUGGUGACAGCUGACGUCAUUGGGGUGGCCAACGAAGACAGCCGGCGCAUUGCCGCCAUCCUCAACAACGCCCACUACCUGGAAGACUUGCACUUUACAAUCGAUGGGCGAGACACGCACUACUUCAUCAAGCUGGGCUCUCUGGAAGAGGACCUGGCCGUUAUCGGCAACACGGGGGGACGGCGGAUUUUGGAGAAUGGCGUCAAUGUCACUGUGUCUCAAAUGACUUCCGUCAUCAACGGGAGGACUAGACGGUUUGCUGACAUCCAGCUUCAACAUGGUUCUUUGUGCUUCAACGUUCGGUACGGGACGACUGUCGAAGAAGAAAAGAACCAUGUCUUGGAGAUCGCCAGGCAGAGAGCUGUGGCUCAGGCUUGGACUAGGGAACAGCGGCGGCUCCAAGACGGAGAAGAAGGUAUUAGGGCUUGGACAGAAGGGGAAAAACAGCAGCUCUUGAGCACAGGAAAAGUACAAGGCUACGAUGGAUAUUUUGUUUUAUCUGUAGAGCAGUAUCUGGAACUUUCUGACAGUGCCAACAAUAUUCACUUUAUGAGACAGAGCGAAAUAGGCAGGAGGUAACAAACAAACAAAAACACUCAAUCUCUGCCUUUGCAUCACCAAAGACUGCCUGUUUUUAACAAAACAAAAACAUUACGUAAAGGUUUAUUGUAUUGGUUUUUCUAGAUCAGAACUCUGUGUAUAUAUAAAUAUAGAUGGGGAAAACAUAUCCAACUGCCUUUAAAUGUGACAGAAGAUGGUAUUUUAAUAUAGUUUGUUUAAACUCUUGGGGAGAUGGUGAGGAUUUCUAGUUUGAGGGGGCUGCAUUCAACAUUUGGAAGCAGCAUUCCCCAUGUUGAUCUUCAUUCAGAAAUGGUUCACAUGGGCAAAGUAUUUACGGUGCAAUCCUAUCCAUGUCUACCCGGCAAUCAAUCCCGCUAAGUCCAAUGGGGCUUACUCCCAGGGAAAUGAGUAUAGGAUUGCAGCAUCCAUGUGCUCUCCCUUCCCUUCUUCAGGACCCCGUUGAUUGAUUUUAAUAGCUUACAUGUAACAUGUUUGUGGUUGCGUCGGUGCCCAUGUUCUCUUGAUGUACAACACAACCCAUCACCAAGCAGUCUGCAGAAAGCGAUAAUUUCCAUGAGAUUUCUGGGAACCUAUAUCUCAUUUUCCCUUCUAUGCCACCAAAAAAAAGAAACCAGCUACUUAAUCCAGAGCAGGAUGGAGUUGUUUGUGGACUGCAGCUCCUAGAAUCCUCCAACUACCAUAACCAUGAUUGUGCUGCUUGGGAGAUUUGGGAAAUUAAAGUCCAAAGAAAGAAAGAACCUUUUACCCCAAAGACUACUAUAAUCUUCACUUGGGAAUUGUGACACCACUACUCUAAUAACUAUAUUUUAGAAUGAAUAGUUUUGCAAUUGAAAGGGGCAAACUAUACAGGAGGAUGGGAGUUGGCCUUCCACUUGCCAACACAAAAGCAUUUUAAAUGGGAAAGCAUGAGCAGGCGAGUGACAUCUUCAAUCAUUCAUUCACCUUGCAAGGUUACCAAAGCUGAUGUCUCAAAGCUUGACCGUAAUACCUGGCCAAGAACAAAUGACUGGUUACGGGGUUUCCCAUUUAGGAUGGUGUCAUCUUUUGGGUCAUGGAAGCAGUGUUGGUGGGUAGAGUCCCUCAUUGUGGGAGGGGAGGUGAAUCCACUCUGCAUUGUAGUCUGAUCUUUUAAAGUUUGGACUAAAACCUAGAACAAAUUCAUUAUCCCUCUGUGAUGGAAGCCAACAGUCUACACCACUGUGUGGCUACUAUGUGAUUUUCUCACAUUUCUUCUCCAUAUUUUCCAAAUGUGUAGAAUGUGUUCAUAAAAAUGGUGUUGAUCUAUCACUAGCUUAUCAUCCCAUUACCAGUUUGUAAUGGAAACAGUUUGGUAAUUGAAACAAAAUUUGCCAAGAAAAACCCUUGAUCAAUUCCCCUUAGGGUUGCCAUAAGUUGGAAAUGUCUUUAAGGCACUCAGUAGCCACAACAAAUGAAAUGAAUGCAGGGAUGGUGGAGGUCUGGUUUUCUGAAUGUCUUGGAUCUCUAUCCCAGAGGCUCCAGCCAGAAUGGCCAUGGAGAUGAGGCUAUGGAAGAUGAUGUUCAAAGUAUCCGGAAGGUCAAAAUACCCCUUACCCAUAGCGUUUUAGACUUUUCUGCUAGAAAAAAACAUGGGUCCCAGGUAUUAAGCAUACUAAGACAUGAUCCAUUCACAUCAACAUCAAUCACCAGAGCGUGUGAUUCUUGUUUCAGUACAGAAGCAGAGUGGAUAACAUUUUUGGUUGCGCUACUCUGAAAUGAAAGGGUGACGAUCAAAAUGAAUGGGUGCAUGCCUGUUCAGAAAUAAAUGUUCAGAAAUGCUAUUCUUAGUCCAAAUUAAAGGAGACAUUAAGACACAAAUUAAAGAUCAAAUCAAGAAAAAAAAUUAGAUUUACCAUCCCUAAGACAAACAUAAGCUAAAUCCAUUCAACUUGGGUGUAUGAAUUGGCCCCAUGUAUGCAUGCAUGAAUGAAUGAAUGAAUGAAUGAAUGAAUGAAUUUUUGUAACAUAAAUGGUAGAGCACUGAUGUGGAACAUCUGGCCCUCUCAAUGUUGUUGACUGCAGUUCCCAUCAGCCCCAUCUGACAUACCCAGGGAAGAAAGAUGAUGGGAUUUGGAGGACAUCUUUCAAGUCCCUGCUGGAUGAAGUUAAAGUUGCCUGCAGUGCCCCAAGCAUAUACUAUGUGCAAUGAGAAUGUUCUUCUAGCCAAUGUUUCCUUCAGCUGAAGACACAUGGAGCAUACAAUAGUCAAAGAUGAGGAAGAUAAUCAAAAUCAGAUCUGAACCUGCCAAUAACAAUGGUAUUUCAGUUCUCCUGCUCUUGUUGCCUGUUAGCCAUCUAGGCUAACAGAGUGUCUCUGGGACACUGGAGACAGAAUAACCAAGAGAUGCAUGGCCCAAAGGAGAUGUCACAUUUAUACUGAUCCCAAUAAUGUGAUCAAAUUCAGGCAUCCAUAUCUAUUUCUCUAUUAGUACUUCUAAUCCAAUGACCACUCCCUAUGAAAAGCGGAAAGACCUGGAUAUGGAAUUUCAGGUCCUUAAUAUUUGCACUUUUAAAAUCUUAGAUAAUCACUUUAUUUAUAUAAGAAGUGCAUUGAUGAUGUAUUUUACCACUGAUCUAAGAUGUCCACACUAAACUUUGCUUAUGGUUUGAGCAAUUAUCAGAUUUUUGUGGAUUGAGGUCUCCUUUUCCCAAAGCUUUAAAGUCCCCGAAGAAAGAAGUGUUUAGAAUCUCUUACGAAAUAGUUCUUUGCUUGACGUGUGCAUUUCGAGUAUGUAAUACAUAUUAUGUUAGCUUGUGCCUUGAGUUCCUUACAGUUGUAUUUGUAUUAUAUGCAGAGAAUGCACUUUAUACAACUGUCCACAGAGGGUUUUUAACGCUGCCUUGAAUGUUGUCAUUUUUGUUGUUAUGCCAAAAGCUCAUCAAGUGAAAGGAGUUACAUGUUUCCCCUUGAAAUGUACCAGAGGAUGAAUAGGAUCACCGGAAUAUGUUUGGUAGGGAUUGUUGGGCAUAGGAUUAGCAGGGAAAUAAAUAACAUGAAAAAUGAGCUCAUUGGAACAUGAACCAUCUAGGACAGCAAAUACAAUCAACGCAGAAAUUUUAAAUUUAUUGGGAGAGGAGCAAACGACGGGUAUGAAAAUGUCAUAAGAAUGGCACACAUUCUGCUCAGAAUCACUCUCUACUGUUGUGGCUUUCUGCAGAAUCACAUGAAGACCAAAUUGCUGGCCUUCUUUUACUUGCAUAGCUUGUAAUAUUUUGUAUUUGUCAAUGCAUUUAAUAGCUAAUUUUCCUUUCUCCAUCCCUUCUUCUAUAAUUUUGCACAAAAGAGUAAUGACCCAAAGAGAAGAUCUCAAAAGGAUCGCCCUAACUUGCAAUUAAAUAAGAGCCUCUAAAUUGGGAUUUGGUGGCCGCGGUGGCGCAGCGGUUUAAACUGGUAAACUACAGAACUUGCUGACCGGAAGGUCAGUGGUUCAAAUCUGUGGGAUGGGGUGAGCUCUUAUUGUUAUCCCCAGCUUCUGCCAACCUAACAGUUCGAAAACAUGCAAGUAGACAUGUGAGUAGAUCAAUAGAUACUGUUCCGGCGAGAAGGUAACACCACUCCAUGCAGUCAUGCCAGCCACGUGACCUUGGAGUCAUUUAUGGACAACGCCGGCUCUUCAACUUAGAAAUUGAGAUGAGCACCACCUCCAAGAGUCAGACUCAAUUAGACUUAAUAUUAUAUUGGGAUGUAUUAAGAGAUUUUUGCGUGGUUAUGGUGACCAAGGAACCUCGUCCUCUAGCUGUGGGUGAAUGAGGCAGCGUCAUGGAACGCGAACAACUAUUCCAACUUCUGCAGAAUGUUUUCACAUUAGUUUUGUUAUUUUUUCCACCAGCUGAAAGAAAAGAUGGUUUUGUGUGUGCCAAGGAAAGGAAAGUGAUGACAAGAAAUGUUUGGUGCAGGGAGUUUUUAGAAAAAAGAGAAGCAAAACUGGGGUGGCUGGAGGGAAGUGAGAAUGCAGCUGGCAAUGCACUGUGAAAUAAGAACUUGGAGGAAAGGUAGCACUAUAAAGCAUAUGUUUGAGAAAACAGAGAUGGAGACAAGAGAUGGCAAAUAAUAGAUGUCACAGGGACAGAAAACAGAACAUUGGGAGAGCCAAAACCAGACAGCACGGUGCUCUCAUGCUUUUAAAGUGUAACACAGAAAGAAAGUAUAUCCAGUCUAUCUCUUUGACGUGAAAAAGAGCAUUGAAAGUGUCCUAUGGCAUUGGGGACAGAGGAAGAAUGUUACUUAAGUUCAAUCUGCAACAUAUCCAGUAGAGAGGACUACUGGGGUUUCUUUUGAAUUGCUUGGAGCUCAGCCCACAUUAUAGGUGAUGAAACCAAGAUCCACUGUGCCCUCCUAGGUCCAUCCAUGGCAAGAUGAACACUUGCCACUUUAUACACAUUAGCAAGGUAAGAAGGGAGCGAAGGAAAAGUGGGAUUUGGAACUACAAUGGCCAGUGGCAAGCAUAAUUCCACUCUUUCCCUGACUUACACCAUGCAAUGAUUUCCUGUGCAAUAGUUCGAUUGCACUUUUAUCCUGAUUUUGGGUGGUCAGGGUGGUCUAACAGGCGUGCUUUGAUGAUUCGAACAGUGGUGGCUCUCAGAAGGCAGCAUUCAGCCCUAUCCUUCGUAGAAUGGGUCAAAUGAGUUUGGAUGGUAUUGCAAACUAUGUGCCCCAGCCAGCCCUCUCCCCUUUUCUGAGAUCGAAAUAAAGUUCCGGGGAAACACAGUAUUAAAGUGCUAUAAAAUGGGAUAGUAGCGCUACAACAAUAUAACGCCAUGGUGUCUUAUAUGGGGGGGCAAUCUGUCUACGUAUACCAAACAAUGCAAAGGAAUUGAGAUAAUGUUUUGAAGGAAGCAGCAAGCCGACAGGCCAAAAUACUGUGUGAUAUGGCUUUAAUUUAAAUGGACAUUGCAAAUCUAUAAUGGUUCUGAGGCUGCAGUGGGAAACAAAGCCAUUGCAAUGGAAUAGCAUUUUGCAGAUAACACAACUAUAGCGGUAAAGAAGCUCAUAAGAUAAGGCUUCAAGUUGGAAGGCCCAUCCAGUCCAAACCCACUCCACCAUGCAGGAAUACACAAUUAAAGCAUUCCUGAAUGAUGCCCAUCCAACCAUUGUUUAAUGGCCACCAAAGACAGAGUGUCCAUCACCCUUCAAUGCAAUGCUGGGGCAAUUUUAAACAGAUCUUACAAUCGAGAAACCCUAAUGUUUAGGUGGGAUUUCUUGCAAUUUGAAUCCAUUGGUUCUCAUUUCUUGUAUCUUGAACAUCUGAGCUAUAGAGUAUGAGUAUUUCAGUAUAAAAUCGCACAUAUUAUCAAAUGUAUUAAGUAUUCAUGUUCAAUCAUCUGCACUCUUAUAAUUUCCCAUUCCAAUAUACAACAUGGUGUCUUAUACAGACCUUAAGUGAAAAUGAUAAAUACUCCGGAUCAAUGAAGUUUCAUUGGGGGUUUUUUCUUCGUCCUUGCCACUUUACACUAUCUGUGGAAGAGAAUGUGUUUGCCGUUUACAAUCUUUUCUUAGAUUUAGUGGUGAACUUUAGCCUCUAUAAACAUUACUAUAUCCAAGUGUGUCCUUGACAAUAUUUCAGACGUCUGAUGAAGUUCCAUGACAGACAAUGGAAACUUUCCUAAACACAAAGCAGAGCCGAGCGUACAGUGUUAUGUCAAUGACUAGUCGUUCUUUCCUUUUAAUUUUAAUUUCUCAUGAAAAGUAAUGAUGUUUACAGUGUAUACCAAGAUUUACCAAUCUUAUCUAACAACAACAUUUCUAAUCUUAACCGAAAAUUGUAGUAUAUUAAUGGCCUGAUCCUUGUUGCUAGGAAACAAUAGAUUCUGGUUUUGUAUUUCUGCUCCAAACAUGAGCUGGAGGCUGUACAGGUUUGUGUUCAACGGCUGCAGUGAGAUGGUUUGUUGCAUUUUGCUCUGGUUUUCAGCCCAGAAGCAUGUAUUUUCUACCAAAACCAUUACAACAAUCUGCUGUAAAUAGGAUACGUUAAUAUAUGAUGUGUUGACAUUUGGAAGACAAAGUACUUUGAAUAUUUCAUUUUUAAAAAAUAAAGUUGCAAAGAAUUAA